AAUAUAAACAUAAAGAGAAAUGCAAAGCCGUCUUUGUCGAGUCAUGCCGGCCCGAACCGAAUUCAACCCGAAUCAAGUCGUUAUGGAUCAAAGAAGUCCAAUCGACAUCAGGAGUGUAAACCUGUUGAACCGGGUUGCGCAACAUUCACACUGUUGUUUCAAUAGUUGUUUUAUUUCAAGUUUAUAAUAUUAUAUUAAUAUAUCCAUCAUAUUAUAUUAAUAUGACGCUUUGGAGUGACGACCAAACAAUUUCGUUUAUGGAAAUGUAUCUUGAACGCAGUUUCUUGUGGGACCCAACUGAUUCACAAUACAAAAAUAGUAACAAAAGGUACGAUGGACUAACGAAAAUCGCUGUAUCUUUUGGCAUUGAGAAAUGCGAUUUGGAGAAAAAGAUGAAAAAAUUGCUAAGCCAGAUUUCCAGAGAAGAAAAUAAGGAGAAACAAUCUUUAAUAACUGGGAGUGGUGCAGAUGAUAAAUACACUAGCAAAUGGUUUGCAUACAAGAGUCUUCUAUUCUUGGCGGAUAAGAAAACGCCAAAAAACACUCAGGAUACAGAGGUGAGAUAGACUUCAAAUUCACUUUACACCGGUGUGUGCCGCCCGACUAGUCCACAUUUACGGAGGUAACAAGUCAAAUAUCGAUCUUGUCGAUCAACACGUGUGGAUCGACUUGGUCAAUCGGCAUAGUCUGGAUGCGGCUUUAGACCUCACUUCGCUCGGUCAAUUACAUUCAUUAAUGAAAUAACCUUUUUCAUAAUUUAAUGAAAAACAUCCAUGACUGAGAUCAGAUUUUUAUUCUCACUGCUCACGAACACCUGAAA
Nilaparvata lugens (brown planthopper) is the source of this 820-nucleotide messenger RNA. RefSeq lists its product as uncharacterized. Bases 222 to 566 code for a protein of 114 amino acids. Lineage: Eukaryota; Metazoa; Arthropoda; Insecta; Hemiptera; Delphacidae. The transcript has a single exon. The record is from RefSeq and is a predicted model, not a curated record.